Molecule: messenger RNA, 3746 nt
Organism: Eriocheir sinensis (Chinese mitten crab)
Lineage: Eukaryota; Metazoa; Arthropoda; Malacostraca; Decapoda; Varunidae
Product: coiled-coil domain-containing protein 32-like
Exons: 4
Coding region: 130-750 (206 amino acids)
Biological process (GO): cilium organization
Source: RefSeq, a predicted model, not a curated record
AAAGGCGAAACUCCCGCCCGGCGACGACUCCUGCAGUGUUGUGACAGCCCCGCCCGCCCCGCCCCGCCCCGCCCCUUGCUGCUGCCCCGACCCCCGAGGCACCUGCUGCUGUCACUGUCUGGAGUCUAGAUGCAGGGCAAUUUGGAUGGCCUGUGGGGCCCAACAAAGGCAAGGGAUGUGGAGACGUCCUCACUGAGUUUUGAAGACUCGUUCUCCCCACCCUGCAGCGAGCUUGAGACUGAUUCGCCAGACUCCAGGAAUGCAGAAAAGUAUGUCCCUCUGCAAGACUCACCUCAGUACCUGGCAGGACUGGAGGGCAAGCUGGCGCGCCUUCGAGGCCGCACGGAGUCCAGCAGGAAGACAGAAAGUCGCCGGCUCCUGGACGCCCUGGCUGGCUCCAGAUCCUGCCACAUUGCACAGCUGAUGCAGGACACCAACACACCCACACUCCCUGCAGCUGACCAGAGUGACCCCACACCCUCCUCCUUGGCAUCCACCAUUGACCCACAAGGUGCUUUGGGUGCUAUGCUGAGGAGGGUGGUGCCUGACAGGGUAGCCCUCACACCUGAAGAACUCUGUCACCUGCUUCAGUCUGACCUGCUGGCCCAGAUGCAUGAGUCAGAGCUUGAGGGAGAGGCGCCUUGUGAGACUGCCAUCACCAGCAACAUAAAGGACCAAGACACUGCCCUUACUCACUCCUCAGGGGCGCUGGAUACCAGGGAACCCUCAUCAGACGAAGGGGAGAAGUGACUUAUGUUUGUGUAUUGACUUGCAGUAAAGCAGACAGACCAAAAAGUUAGUAAAAAUAUAAUCCCAGUCUUGCGAGGAGGCGCCAGGUGCUGCACUGACUGGGACUUUAGAUACUGGAGAACUCGCAGCAGAUGGAAAGUGAUUUUUUUAUAUUAUUAUUAUUUUUGUUUUUUCUGCAGUAAAGGUGAAAGAGCAAGGGAUGAAUAGAAAUUAAAUACCAGCCAUGCUAGGGAGGCAACAUUCAGCACUCAUUCCUGGGAACCCUUGCCUGAUGGAAAGAGAACUAAUUUUAUUUUAACAAUAAAAGACAGACUACAUAUUAUAGAAAGAGGAGAAUUGCCACAACACACUGCUCUUGCAAAUAAAACAGAUGCCGAACAAGACCAAGGACUAAAUGAAAAUGGCUGUGAAGUUGCAUGAAUGAUAUCCAAAGGUGAUCAAAUUUAGUUUCAGAAGUGUCUUGAUACCUCGCUACAGAAAGAGUUGCAGUCAUGAGGAGGCAGUGUAGAAUACAAAGAAAAUGAUUAUCCAAAGUUGCUUCCACAAAGAGAAUAAAAGAUACCAAAAUAGAUUAAAUUUAGUUAAUCGUGGCCUCUGUUCCUCUUCUGUUCUAAAUACUAGUGGAUUCCUUUGGGCCAUCAGAGACAGUCAACUUGUGCUACGUCAUGUUGAGUAGCAGUGGAUUGUAAUUUCCUGCCUUCAAGAAUUCUGGCUGUUGGGAUUUCUCGAUGACUGGAAUUUGCUUACUUUCACUGUCUGCAGAAGUAUUUACAAAAUAACUAGAAAAUACUUGAAAAAUGUUCCUUCUACAGAAAGAAUAGAAGAUGCCAUAAGGCAGCUUUCUCGCCAAAGUGGCACGUCGCACGUGGCAAAUGGCAGGAGGCAAGUGGCAAGUGACACGCGGCACAGUGCUGUCACACCAAAGUGGCUUGUAGUGCACGUCACUGCUCAUUUCACAAGCUGGAAUCGUCAGAGGAUGAGGCAGACAUAGUUGGUGUGAUCGGUGCUGUAGUUGCCUGGAGGAGACACAAGAGGAAAAGGUGCUGGAUACACCCGUAGCUGAAAGAUAAUGUUGGGGCUCACAGUGCCUCAAGCUGUAAUCUGCUCAUGUUGUGUCAUAUGAACAGCUGAGGGCUCCUACAACUUGAAAGUAGAUGUUAAAAGCCUCACCCUCUGGAAGAGAAAUACUCGUGAUCGCUUCACUGCGGACUGCACACCCUAGCCUCCUCAUGGGCGACCGAGGCAGUGCUGUCUAAUGUGGCUGGAAUAAAUCUGUUAGAUGACUUCAGAAUUACUCUACAUAUGUCAUAUAUCCACAGGAUUUUUUGUUGUUGAAUCUUUAAUGUCAUUUGUAUUAAUAUGAUUAAUAUUAUCUUGGUUAUUAAUCACUUUGGGUGUGAGAACUCCAUUAAAAUUGUGACAACACUGUCCGAGGUGGCACGCCGCAUGCUGAGAAGAAAACAGUCUGGUCCCAUCUUGGAGUGGCAAGCAAGUUGCACGUGGCACAGGCAACGUGUCACGCCACUCCUGUGUGAAGGUCUGACUUGAUUGUGGACGUUCGUUUUCAAGUGGCAUGUGACGUGCCACUUUGGUGUGAAAGCUGCCUAGGAUCAGAUAUGUUGUGAUGCUGCCCCAUAGAAAACUAGUCGUGGGAAGGAGGAAGUAGAAGAGAAGGAAGGCAGUUCCAGCAUUUAACAAUGAGAGCUGAAAGAGUAGUCAUUGGUUAACUCUUGCAUCAGUAGGCUGGACAGCAUUGGUAUGAGCUUGAGGAGAGUCUUGUAAAGCAGACCCAUGGGAGGGGCGGAGGUAUUCCUUCCUCUUCUUCACUGGUGUUGUUGAUGAGCAAAACUCAGUGAUGUUAGUGUAUAAUGAAUGUAGCAUUACAUAAUAAAGAUCAAACACAUUGAGAGAAAAUGUAUUGUAACAUCAUCAUUCUGUACUUUUUUGAGGAGGAAAUGUGAGGAUCAUGUUUUAACUUUCUUAAGGUUGAGCUGCACAGAAAAACUAAAAUGUGUUUGAGUUUCUUUUGCUGUGCUCCCUCUCACCUAACCUUUGCCGGGAUGGGACUGGGAGAAACUCACCAGCAGGCUGGUACAAUGCCGAGCUCCCAAGGCAAACCCCAAGACUAUGUAUGAUAUGAUUGAUUGAGAUAUGUAUUUAACGGCCUAGAAAAGUAGUAGUAGAAGUGGUAAUAGUAAUAGUAGUAGUAGUAGUAGUAGUAGAAGUAGUAGUAGUCAGGGAUGGGCAGUAUCGCGAUACAUCUAUUGGCGGUAUCAUCGAUGCCUGCUCGUUGGAGCUCCCACCAGGGGAUGGCCACGGCAGAAGAGUUUCCAACUUUCUCUAUCAGGACACUCCCUCCUUGCCUGCUCAAAGUUUCUCAAAGAUCUUUCCCCCCUCUCCCAAACGUACUCUUGCACCCUAUCCCUCCAUUUCACUGGAGGUCCUCCUCUAGCAUUCCCUCCCUCUAUCUCACUCACAUGCACCCUUCUGGUCAUCUUACUCUCCUCCAUUCGCUCCAUGUGGCCAAACCACUUUAAAGUCUGUCGCUUCACUUCUUCCACCACUCCACACUUCUUCCCUUCACCCCCGUGACACAUUCCAAAACGCUCGUCCACACUUUCAUUACUCAUUCCAUCCAUUCUACUCACAUCACAAGCACUCCUCAAAUAACUCAUUUCCACUGCCUGCACUCUAGACCUCUGACUUUCAUUCCACUUACUUUUGUACUGGUAUCAGUAUUGCCUUAGCUACUCAAUGACAGUAUCGUUAUAUCGGUAAAGCUAAGGCCUUCUCCUCAAAACAUUAAAAAAAACAAGACAUUGAUAAAUUAACAUAACCAAUUUGCUAUUAGAGUUCUGAAUUGCGAAGGUCCAUCAUCACUAUUUCUUAUUUACAAUUAUUAUUUGUUUCAAGUAAUACUAUCGUGUCUGUCAUACACUUACAGUGUGUACAUUUGUUUUUCAUGCUGUGAGAAUAAGUAAAAAGAGUUUUAUUCA